Molecule: messenger RNA, 1807 nt
Organism: Hydractinia symbiolongicarpus
Lineage: Eukaryota; Metazoa; Cnidaria; Hydrozoa; Anthoathecata; Hydractiniidae
Exons: 1
Coding region: 502-1242 (246 amino acids)
Molecular function (GO): hydrolase activity
Source: RefSeq, a predicted model, not a curated record
GGAUUAAUGUUUGGGGAAAUGGUCAUUUCGAUGGCUAUUUUUAAGUUGGUAAAGAGUCGCAUGGCCAAUACUUUUGAAAUCUCGACUUUAACAGGCGUGUGGGUACACGAAGUCAAUAAUCCGCCAGUCGCAGCUUCUGCGAUAUAUUCUGCAAAGGUUCGGAUAAUUGGACAUUCUGACGUCAGCAAAAGUAUUAUUUGAGUUUUGAAUGUUACCAUAGAGAUAUUAGAGAUAUUACGAAAUAACUUGUUUCGAGUGUCUGUGAUGGUAUUCUAAACUGCUUCUAGGUCUACGGUUUUUUAAAUUUGACUAUUUUUCUUAAAAAGUGUUGUUGUUUGUCAAAACCAACAACCCGGGUUGCUGGUUUUGAAAAAACUCUACUCUUAAAAUUAAGGGUCAACUUUUUAGAUCAUCAUUUUUCUUCUUAAACACACUGUAUGUAUUUCGUUGGUAGUUUUUUUUGAUAAAUUUUGUUGUACAUUAGCUUCUAGAGUAAUUAUAAUGUCUACUGGAUGUUGUCCAAUUGGUAGUGAACCUGCAUUAGCAGCUGACUACACUCCGAAGGGGAACGAAGAAAAUGUUGAUGGGCUUACAUGUUAUGUGACUGGCUCUGGAGAUAAAGCGAUAGUAGUGUACUAUGAUGUAUUUGGGUUUAACGGUGGUCGCAUACGGUUGAUCUGUGACCAACUUGCCGAGGCUGGUUUUUUUGUGGUUUUGCCGGAUAUUUACCAUGGUGACGCAUGGGUUGCAGGUAAACCAAUGGACGGGCUUAUGGAAUGGCUAAAACAUUUCCCAUGGGAGACUAUGAUUAAAGAUGACACCGCUAAAGUUUUAAAUUUUAUGGAAAGUAAAAGCGUGAAAUAUAUUGGCUGUCUCGGUUUUUGCGCAGGCGCAUGGGAGGUAUUUCACUUGUGUCAAAAUGAGAAGAUAAAGUGCGGUGCAUCAAUGCAUCCCAGCGUGCAUAUUGGUCAAGUCUUUGGAGAUAAUGUGGAAGAGCUAGCUGAGUCAGUAAUAUCACCUCAAUUGUUAUAUCCAGCUGGUGCGGACUCUGACUUUUAUAAAACGGGUGGUAGAGUGAAUGAAAUACUAAAACGAAAGUUUGGUGAUGGUUUUGUUUUUAAAGAAUUUUCCGAAAUGAACCACGGGUGGGUAACUCGUGGAGAUCUGUCGAAACCAGCUGUGGCGAGAGAUGUGAAGCUAGCCAUGGAGGGUGGUGUGGAAUUUUUUAAAAAGCAUCUUUAAACGUUUAUAAAAAAAUUGUUAUAUUUAUUAAUAAUCUGUACGCGUUUGUUUGAACCGUGUAGAGUUCUUCAUGUUUAGUAAAUGUCUUAUAUUUUGUUAAACAUAAAAAAGUCUCGCUGUAAACCAUACGAAUUAUACAGUAAGUCUAGUUUGUUUUAUACAUAAUUGUGUUAUCCGAAAUGAUUUUCAUUCCCCGCGGAAUUUCUGACCCGAUUUCAGUUAUUCGGACUUUGGUUAUUUGAAGCGAUUUCAAUCAUUUAUUUUCCUUUUCUGAAAAAAUAAUGCUUAUCUUUCAAAAUUUUAACGUUUACAAAAUAAAGUUUCCGGAAAAGGCUUUUUUAUACAUUCCGUUUUGUAUACAUUUUAUAUGCAUAUUUAAAAUAAAUAUUUUUUAUUUCGCUUUUUAUUUUACCCACCCUAAUUUUAAAACACUUUCCCAACCUCGUACCCAGAGUAAUUUUUCGCCACUUUGAUAUCCGGUUUAUCGCGUAUAGACUUUUCGAUUGAUCAUUUUGCAAACAUUUAGCUGAAUUAGACUAUUUUAUAGCUCGUAAAUUCUACAAUA